Molecule: messenger RNA, 1165 nt
Organism: Numida meleagris (helmeted guineafowl)
Lineage: Eukaryota; Metazoa; Chordata; Aves; Galliformes; Numididae
Gene: DTYMK
Product: deoxythymidylate kinase
Exons: 5
Coding region: 67-705 (212 amino acids)
Biological process (GO): dTTP biosynthetic process; dTDP biosynthetic process; dUDP biosynthetic process
Cellular component (GO): cytosol; mitochondrion; cytoplasm
Molecular function (GO): dTMP kinase activity; ATP binding
Source: RefSeq, a predicted model, not a curated record
UAUGGCUCCCCCGCUGCCUAGAGCGGCGAUGGCGAGAAGGGGAAGCGGUGAAGGGAGGUGGGCAAUAUGGCGGGCGGGCGUGGAGCUUUGAUUGUGCUGGAAGGUAUGGACCGUGCCGGGAAGAGCACGCAGAGCCGGCGGUUGGUUCAGGCGCUGCAGGCCGCCGGGCACCGCGCCGACCUCCUCCGCUUCCCGGAGAGGACGACGGAGAUCGGGCAACUGAUCAGCGCCUACCUGGCGAGGGAGAGGGAGCUGGAGGACCACGCCGUGCACCUGCUGUUCUCCGCCAACCGCUGGGAGCACGUAACAUCAAUGAAAGAGAAGCUCCAUCAAGGAAUCACACUUGUGGUUGACAGAUAUGCCUUUUCUGGAGUGGCCUUCACAAGUGCCAAGGAGAACUUCUGCCUGGACUGGUGCAAACAGCCUGACGCUGGGCUCCCGAAGCCAGAUUUGAUUCUGUUUCUUCAGCUAAGCCCAGAGGAAGCAGCAGCACGAGGGAACUUUGGAAGAGAACGUUAUGAGAAUGGCCCUUUCCAAGAAAAAGUUCAGCAGUCUUUCUGUCAGUUGAUGAAGGAGAAGACAUUAAACUGGAAGACAAUGGAUGCUUCAAAGAACAUAGAAGACUUGCACAGAGAAAUCAAGACCGUUGCAGAGGAGAUCAUGCAGGAGGUUAAGAAUAAACCCUUGGGAGAACUCUGGAAAUAAAACAGUACAGGUCAUUCUCUCUCACGGAAGACUCACCUCUUGGACCUUCCUUGGCUGGAUGACCCCUACGUCACCUUCCAGUAACUACAUCUUAGGUCACAAUGUAUUCUUAUGGGUCAAGCUUGUCCUUGUAACAUCCUCUGCUUCUCCUCUUCCAUUCUGCAUAGCUGUAGGGGCUUGUUAGUUUUUUAUAAACGAUCAUGUAACAAUUCUUUUUGAAACAAUUCCUCCCUACCUUAAGUAAGAUCUCUUUUGUUGUACGGGCACACCUGUAGGGCAUAUGUGGCUACUAAGCUGAGUUUCCACAAACGUGGACAGCUUCAGCAGGUGGGGAACAGCUUUCCCAUAUUUGAAGUUCUGGGGAAUGACCAUGUUUCUGGUUCUUCUGCCUCUUUCGUAGAAUACAUCCCUGUACUGAAUCCAGCUCAUAAAGGCUUUUGUAAUAAACUAUUCUUUUAAA